UCGGAGCUCUGCUGCAUCUGUCACAGCAGAACAAAAUUAAAAACAAAAACACAGAAGAGGAGAAACGCUGCAGAGUAUGGAACACUGUAGGACUUUCUGAAAUAUUUGCCGGAGAUCCCCAUGGAGGAUGAUCUUUUAAACAAUUUUUUUUGAAGUCGGUUUGGGUCACUGGGAAAAUGAUACAUAUGCUAAAUGCAGCAGCUGAUCGAGUGAAAUGGACCAGAUCGAAUGCUGCUAAAAGGGCUGCCUGCCUGGUGGCUGCGGCAUAUGCUCUGAAAACCCUCUAUCCCAUCGUUAGCAAGCAUUUAAAGCAAAGUGGCCACAGGAAGAGAAAAGAAGCUUACCCAGCUGCAGAGAACAGAGAAGUUCUGCAUUGCACCGAGAUUACUUGUAAAAAACCUUCGCCUGGAGUGAAUGCAGAUUUUUUCAAACAGCUACUAGAACUUCGAAAAAUCCUCUUUCCAAAACUUGUGACCACUGAAACAGGGUGGCUCUGCCUCCACUCGGUGGCUCUAAUCUCAAGAACAUUUUUGUCUAUCUAUGUUGCUGGUCUGGAUGGAAAAAUUGUAAAAAGCAUUGUGGAAAAGAAACCUCGGACUUUCAUCAUCAAAUUAAUCAAGUGGCUUAUGAUUGCCAUCCCUGCCACUUUUGUCAACAGUGCAAUAAGGUACCUGGAGUGCAAAUUGGCUUUGGCCUUCAGAACUCGCCUAGUAGACCAUGCCUAUGAAACCUAUUUUACAAAUCUGACUUAUUAUAAAGUGAUCAAUAUGGAUGGGAGGCUGGCAAACCCUGACCAGUCUCUUACUGAAGAUAUUAUGAUGUUCUCCCAAUCUGUGGCUCACUUAUAUUCCAAUCUGACCAAACCUAUUUUAGAUGUAAUUCUGACCUCCUAUACGCUCAUCCAGACUGCCAGAUCCAGAGGUGCGAGCCCAAUUGGGCCCACUCUAAUAGCAGGGCUUGUGGUAUAUGCCACUGCUAAAGUGCUGAAAGCUUGCUCUCCUAAAUUUGGUAAAUUGGUGGCUGAAGAAGCACAUAGAAAAGGUUAUUUACGGUAUGUUCACUCCAGAAUUAUAGCCAAUGUUGAAGAAAUUGCCUUUUACAGAGGACAUAAGGUAGAAAUGAAGCAACUACAGAAAAGUUACAAAGCUUUAGCAGACCAAAUGAACCUCAUUUUAUCAAAACGUUUGUGGUACAUCAUGAUAGAGCAGUUCUUGAUGAAGUAUGUUUGGAGCGGCAGUGGACUAAUUAUGGUGGCUGUACCGAUUAUCACUGCAACUGGCUUUGCAGAUGGUGAGGAUGGCCAAAAACAAGCUAUGGUUAGUGAACGAACAGAAGCUUUUACCACUGCUCGAAAUUUAUUGGCCUCUGGAGCCGAUGCUGUUGAAAGGAUUAUGUCUUCAUACAAAGAGGUCACUGAAUUAGCAGGCUAUACUGCUAGAGUAUACAAUAUGUUUUGGGUCUUUGAUGAAGUAAAAGGAGGCAUUUAUAAGAGAACUGCUGUCAUACAAGAAUCUGAAAAUCAGGACAAGAGUGGAGCUACUAUAGAAUUACCCCUCAGUGACACAUUGGAAAUCAAAGGAAAAGUUAUUGAUGUGGAUUGUGGAAUUAUUUGUGAAAAUGUUCCCAUAAUUACACCAGCGGGAGAAGUGGUGGCUUCCAGGCUGAACUUCAAAGUAAAAGAAGGAAUGCAUCUUUUGAUAACUGGUCCCAAUGGUUGUGGGAAAAGUUCUCUCUUCAGGAUUCUUAGUGGGCUCUGGCCCGUGUAUGAAGGUGUCCUCUAUAAACCGCCUCCCCAGCACAUGUUCUACAUUCCACAAAGGCCAUACAUGUCACUUGGAAGUCUUCGGGAUCAAGUCAUCUAUCCUGAUUCAGUGGAUGACAUGCAUGAUAAAGGCUACACAGACCAUGACCUGGAAUGUAUCCUACACAAUGUCCACCUCUAUCACAUAGUUCAAAGAGAAGGAGGUUGGGAUGCUGUUUUGGACUGGAAAGAUGUCCUAUCAGGAGGGGAGAAGCAGAGAAUGGGCAUGGCUCGCAUGUUUUACCAUAAACCAAAAUAUGCAUUACUGGAUGAAUGUACCAGUGCUGUCAGCAUUGAUGUCGAAGGGAAGAUAUUUCAGGCUGCAAAGGCAGCCGGAAUUUCCUUACUAUCUAUAACACACAGGCCUUCUCUUUGGAAAUACCAUACUCAUUUAUUACAGUUUGAUGGUGAAGGAGGUUGGCGCUUUGAACAAUUGGAUACUGCAAUCCGUUUAACACUGAGUGAAGAAAAACAAAAGCUAGAAUCUCAGCUAGCUGGAAUUCCUAAAAUGCAACAGAGACUCGAUGAACUAUGUAAAAUUUUGGGUGAAGACUCAGUGCUGAAAACAAUAAAAAAUGAAGAUGAAACAUCCUAAUUUGCUUUGACAUGCUUUAAGAGUUAAUUUUUAGGUAAAGGCUCAGAGACACUGUUGUACUGCAUGCAUUGUGUUAAGCUAAGCACAAAAAAUACAGCAGCAAGAAAUAUUUAUAAGAUUUUAGCAUCAAGGAAAUAUAUAAUCUGACUUUUCACAAGAAACUGAACAAAUGCAUUAUGUAAGAUUAGUCAUUAUGGCUUGUACUAAUUCCUGGUGAAAGCCUAAUUCACCUGUAAAACAGGAUGUUCUGGGUGAAUUCAUGAAGAAUGCCAGUUUACUAUGUGUAUGUGAUGUGUCUGAAGUUCAUACCAAAUACAGGAGAGAUCUUCAGAACACAACUUAAGGGCAGCAUUUAGGUUGAAAUCAGGUGCAUAAAAUGAGAAGUUUGAGUAACAUUUCAGUCAGUUCAUGGUUAUUAGGUUUAAUAGCUAGAAUUUAGGUUCAUCAUUGCUGGUAGUCAGCUAAGCCUGUAUACAAAAUAGCUGACAGUUUGAUGAAUAAUUUCAAUAUGAAAAGAUUAUUUGAAUGGCAGUGGUUGAAAGGAAGAAGCAUGGCUGUCUAUGCAUAAAAUGCCAUAUUUUUAACUUUAAGUUUUGACUGUCUUAGUGUGGGCACAUACCAAAUUAGUUUUAAUGAAACUCUUACAUAUUUGUUAAUAAGUUCUUUCAUUUUAAAAAGAAAAUUGCCAAUGCAGAAAAGCAAUAUCCAAGCAACGUUUGUUUCAGCCUGUUACUUUACUUGGCAGCAUUAUCUAUUACAACUUCUGCCCAGAAAUACUUCACUUGUUUUUGUGCACAAAGGAAAGUCUACCACGUUUUUAAAAUAGCAAUAUUAUAAUAGAAUAUAGGGAUUCUCUAAAUCCCAAUAGUAAUAACAUAUAGUGGAAUAAUACUUUAUAGUUUAUAAUUCCCACAUCAUUUCAUUUUCAUCCUUGUGGCAACCUUUUGAGACAGAUAUUAUUUUUCCUAGUUUGCUUUGAAGAAAUUGACACUUAGACUUUGCCUUCAUUUUGCAGUUUAUUUAGGAACAGAUCCAGGGAUGAAAUGUAGUUCCCUGAACCCCUUGUUCAGUGCUCUUUCCACUACAUAUUAUCCUUAAAAUCUGACUGGGCCAUAAUAUCAACAAAAGUUAGAUGAACUGUUGAAAAAAUAAAUCUGGUAAUGUUAGUGUUAUUUAGUCACUGUUUACAAGAUACAGAAAUUAAGUACCAAGUGGAAAAGUCAUCGAUUGGUCUGUGGUUUAAAAAAAGCCAAGAAAGUUAGCAAAUCUUUCAGCAAUUGUGCACUCAUAAUAUGAAUUUACCUCCACAGACAACAUUCAGCAGGGGAAUUAAUUGUGUUGUAGGUAAAUUUAAUAGUUAUUGAGCAUAAUGAGAAAGAAUCUGUAUAGAAUAGUCAUAUGAAAUAAAUAGUAUCUAUUCAUGUGCCCUGGAGUGUGAAAUACAAAAGCUAGGACGGGUGUGCAUUUUCAUCUCUUACUGUCUAUGACACCAUGUUGAUAGGCUAGAAAAAAAUGGGAAUGAUUAGUUGUUAGUGGUUUAGAAUUUUAUUUGCAUAUUUAGACACAAACAAAAUAGUUGCUAAGUCAGUGAUUCUUAGACUUUUCAGGUGGUAGAGUACUUGGAAGUCAUUCGUGAUGAUUGUAGGAGAACAUCAUGAAAUGUUCAAUUUUGUUAUGCUCACUAGGACAUUUUUAAUUAUCAAUAAGUGUAACUAUAUGAAGAAAUGCAAUAUAAAAUCAUAAUUAGUGUAUCUAAGAUUUUCAUUUAGUAUCGUUAGCUACUCAUUUAUUCAUUUGUCAGUUAGUACCACUUUCUUUAGAAAAGCAAGUCAGAUAUCAAAGGUUUAAUAAAUGUAUGGAACCAAAACUUAAACUUAAUGAAAAUUGUCUAUUAAUGAUAACUUUUAUGUUGGCAGUUAUUCAUUUUAUACUGCCAUUGGGAAAAAUCUGAGGCAAGUAUCUUAACUUUUAAAGGUAUAAAGAGGAAAUAAAAAAUCCUUAUUUAAAAUGUGUGCAUGACUUUCAUGCCUUAAUUUUCAUGAUUUGAAAAAUAAAGCAUUUAAGACCUAAUAUAUUGUUUUCAAAAUUUGAAAAGAAUGCCAAAACAAACAUUAGAUUUGUAAUUAACCCUUAUUUAUAUAUUCUACCAAUGAUCUGAACUAAAUAAGACUCAUUAUUUAUAAUGUACAGGAGUCAAGAAUGUUUAAAAUUUUAUACUAAGAACUACACAUACUGUAACGUAAAUGUUAAAAUUGUAAGAGGAACAUGUUUUCCAUGAAAUUUUUUGUUACUAUUUAUUUUCUUCCAGGACCAAGCCUCUAACUGGGAGGGGAAGAUAUCUGUCAUUUGAGUUUCUGUUUAUGUACUAUAUACCAUUUACCAUAUUUCACUAUUCUUAUGUUUUAUAAAAAACAUGAACAAGAUUAAGAAACUAAGUUAACCAUCCUUGAGUAUAAAAAGGAACAGAUGAGGAAAGGAAAAAGAAAGGAUUUUCCAAACUACUUUUAAACCAUGUUAUCUAUUUGCCCAAACUAUUGACUUCUGUUUUCUCUGUCAAAAAAAGCAACAAGCUUAUGAAGCCUGAUUUUUUGUUUGUGAAUUUUUUGGUUAACUUUUAAACUUGGAAAAUAGGUUGCAUUCUGUGAAAAGUUUGCAUUACAUUUCUACAGCAUGUAGCGUUGUGCCUGCCAAGCCUGAGUUUAAAAUAGUGUAUGUUCUUGUAAAUAAGAUAUUGUGUAAGCAUCCCUUUCUAGUAAUCUCUCAGAGAACCAUAUAUCUUGAAAUUCAACCCAAGUUUACAUUUGUUUACAAUGAAAAUAAUUUUCCCUUAACAGGAAUUUGGUUUGUGUGUCAAAUUUUGUUCUGCCAGUGAAGGUAGAAGUGGACAUGCUAGUUUUUAUUUGUGACUUUGGUUCCAAAUAUAAUUUCAUAUUUGGCAAUAGGCUUAGCCUAUUUAAAUCCCUUUGGAAGAGCUUUUUGAUUCCAUAAGCCUAGAAAAAUUUUUUACACAUUGGUAACCGAAUCCAGAGAAUGUUACACAUCUCUGAUAUAUGCACAAAAUGGUCAUAGUUAUUAAGCCACUGAUUGAAAAGGAGGCCUUUGAUACUUUGUGGGCAAAGAAUUGUCCUCAUUUAAAAGUGGAAAGUAGUUUCACAUGAAUCAGGGUAUUUACGGUUCUGCUGAUACACAUUUAGGUAUGUGUAAUAUGUUUUAGAGUUGGACUUGUACUGUUUACCACAUGAGAAUUUUCAGGUGGAUGUAUAAAAUAUUUUUAUUAAAAGCAAAUUUCUUCUUCA
Molecule: messenger RNA, 5692 nt
Organism: Phyllostomus hastatus (greater spear-nosed bat)
Lineage: Eukaryota; Metazoa; Chordata; Mammalia; Chiroptera; Phyllostomidae
Gene: ABCD2
Product: ATP binding cassette subfamily D member 2
Exons: 10
Coding region: 177-2396 (739 amino acids)
Biological process (GO): peroxisome organization; very long-chain fatty acid catabolic process; fatty acid beta-oxidation
Cellular component (GO): peroxisomal membrane
Molecular function (GO): ABC-type transporter activity; ATP hydrolysis activity; ATP binding
Source: RefSeq, a predicted model, not a curated record